AUGCCUGAUACACCAACGCUUACCUGGUCGACCCACGAGAGAGAGUACAGUCGCUUUCAGGAUCGCUUUUUGAAAAGGAGCCUUAGACCAACCGAAUAUAAGUUGGACUUUCGUGGCCAACCAUAUGUUCCAGUUGCUAACGAGGCUCGACUUGAGAAUGAGGCUGCCUGCCUGCGAUUCAUUAAGGCUGCAACAAAUAUCCCAGUGCCUGAAGUGCUUGCAGCAUAUGAGAAGGAUGGGUCGUUCUUCCUCUGGACGGAAAUCUGUCACGGUAUCCCAAUGAAGGAACUCUCCGUUACCGAUCAGGCAGUUGUGAUAAAGGAGCUCGAAGGCCACCUCCGCAUACUGCAAACCCUUCGUUCAAAUCGCAUUGGUGGUCCCACAGGCAUUAUUUGUCCUCCGCCUAGAGUUUCCUUGCACUUUCCGAAGGAUAAAGUAUGGCCUUCGAUCUCCUCAUCGGACGACGAGUUUGUGUUCUGCCACGACGAUCUAUCACAGUUCAAUGUCAUAGUUGAUAAAGAUACUCUUACGAUCUCCGGAAUUAUCGACUGGGAAUUCGCCGGCUAUUAUCCAAGCUACUUCGAAAGUCCCUUUUAUCGAAGCUCUAAGCCUUCAGGGGCGCAAGUGAAGGAUCUCCCGGAUACCUCAAAGCUGAUAUCCUUCUUUGCAGUGCGCUUCCUAACAGAUUGUUUAUAUGGGUAG
Messenger RNA from Hyaloscypha bicolor E, 702 nucleotides. RefSeq names its product kinase-like protein. Bases 1 to 702 code for a protein of 233 amino acids. The record is from RefSeq and is a predicted model, not a curated record. NCBI's taxonomy places the organism in Eukaryota, Fungi, Ascomycota, Leotiomycetes, Helotiales, Hyaloscyphaceae. The transcript has a single exon.